UCUUUUCUCUUUAUUGUACCUCUCAUUUAUUAUCUUUGUCCUUUCUAUUCAUUCCAUCUUCAUCACACUAUAUUCUCUUAGCUCUCAUCUCUCAUAUCUCUAGCUCAGCCUUAUUGCUUCCCAUUACCACAUUGAAAUUCCCAAAAUUUGAUGCAAAUUAGGGUUUCACCAGCCCCAAUUGAACAUCUCAGUUUGGGUUCAUUUUAGCUGUCGAAGAAGGAAAAGAUAGAUUCUUGGGACAUCAAGGGAAAACAGUGUUUUUCUUCUUAUGCAUUAAUAAGAAAAAAGAGAGAGAAAGUAAUAGUAAGGCCUCAUCACAGGACACCAACCAAAAUUGAUAGAAACACAAAUUAGCAAUCGAUGGCUUCCUCAAGCUCGUACAACCCGCCCUGCGCGGCGUGCAAAUUCCUAAGGCGGAAGUGCAUGGCGGGAUGCAUCUUCUCGGCGUACUUCCCGGCGGAGGAGCCGCAGAAGUUCGCGAACGUGCACAAGAUCUUCGGCGCGAGCAACGUGGGGAAGCUCCUGCACGAGCUGCUGCCCCACCAGCGAGACGACGCGGUCAACUCCCUUGCCUACGAGGCGGAGGCCCGCGUCCGAGACCCCGUGUACGGCUGCAUCGGCGCCAUUUCGUUCCUCCAGAGCCAAGUCGAUCGCCUCCAGAAGGAGCUCGACGCCGCCAAUGCAGACCUCGUUAGGUUCGCUUGCAAUGACAAUAGCCAGAUCGGAAGAAAUGGUGUGCCAUGGAAUCAUAUUUAUAGUAAUUCUUAUGGCGGUGAAGGGAUGGAUGGAAGUAAUUGAUGCUCUUCUCAUCAUCAUCUAAAAUAGCUAGGGUUUGAAUAAUUGUAAUUGUGGUAUGGAAAAUUGGUAUAUUUAUGAGUAUUGGUCUUGAUCAUGGAGUUUUCUUUAAUAAAUGUGGAUUUGUAAACUAUGUAUAUCUCGAGGUAGAAAUGAUCUGUCUGUACUAUUAAAUCUUUUCUAAGAUAUUACAUACAAUUGUUUUAUUUGUAUA
This is a messenger RNA of Salvia splendens (bonfire salvia), 1009 nucleotides long. Its product is annotated as protein LATERAL ORGAN BOUNDARIES-like. The transcript has 2 exons. The record is from RefSeq and is a predicted model, not a curated record. Lineage: Eukaryota; Viridiplantae; Streptophyta; Magnoliopsida; Lamiales; Lamiaceae. Bases 361 to 798 code for a protein of 145 amino acids.